Effrenium voratum is the source of this 2357-nucleotide messenger RNA. Lineage: Eukaryota; Dinophyceae; Suessiales; Symbiodiniaceae. The record is from the annotation of a GenBank genome assembly.
AUGGCGGCGCACCUCCGGGCGCUGGAUGCCACCGAGCAGCUGCACGCCAGGAAGGUGGCAUCGCUGCUCAACUCGCAGAACAGGCUGCGCUGCGAGAACGCCGCCCUGAAGCGGGAGGAUGUGGCGCGGCGCGCGUCCGGCCGAGGCGCCGCCUUGGCCCGGGCAGAGCAGGAAUUGCUCCAGCAGGAUGCGAUUCUCCGGGCAUUCUACAACUUUUUGGGGAAGGACACCGCACGGAAGCAGAUCUUGCGAGCUUUGGAGGCUGGGCCUAAGCGCAUCCGCCCCACGACGCGGGAAGAGCUUAGGUGGCGCUUGGAGGAUGCCAGGGCAGAGCUCAGUGAGCUGCGCGCGCAGAAGGCAAAGAGUGAGGCGGUGGAACAGCCAAGCAAACCACGUGAAGGCGGAGAAGUGGAGGCAGAGCUGGCGGCCCAGAGGCGAGCCAUCGAGGAGUGGAAGCAGCGGAUAGCAAAGCAGGAGCAGAGCAAUGCUGGGCAUCAGGUGGAGAUCGUCUCCCUGGAGCGCGCCCUGCAGAGCGGCUUGGAGCGCCUGGACGCGCCCGCGCGGAGCGCGGCGGCGCGGCCGCCGUGGCAGCUGCUGGCCUGCCAAGCUCCUGAGCCAGACGUUCAAGCUCUCAAGGAAAGGCUGCGGUCCCAGGACAAGGCUCUCUCCGCGCUGCGGGAGGAGCGCGUGCGGUCGGAGGAGCAGUUGAUGGCGUCUCAGCGGAAGACCCAGGAGCUGUCGCAGGAGCUCCACGACCGGCGGGGGGAGCUACAGCGCCUGCGCGCCCGUAGCGGCGACGCCAAGAGGCAGAUUGGCAUCAUCCAGCAGGGCGAGAUUCUGUCGCUGCAGAAGGACCUGCAGGCGCGGCAGCUGGCCGUUGAGGAGGUGCAGGCUCGCCGCAAAUCCUUCAGUGCAGACCAGAAGGGCGCCGUUUUGGAUGGACAGCGCCGCGUCUCGGUGCUGCAGUCGGACGUGGCGCGACAAGAGCAGCGGGGCCUGGAGGAGCUGAAAGCACAGCUGGCGGCCGAGGAGGCGGCGCUCUCUGCGCAGCACGACGAGCAGCUGCUGGAGAUGUCGCGUGCUGAGAAGCAAGCGGAGGCGGCAAUCGAGCUGUGCCGCAAGGAGCAGGCGCUGGUCCGCGCGGAGGCGGAGGAGGAGGGCGCCGUGUCGGCCGCCUUUGCGGAGGCGGAUUGGACGGUGAGCGCGGUGGGGGAGGCGGCGGCCGCCGCCGCCGUGGCUGCCGAGGCGGCGCUGAAGUCGAGCCCCGCGGCGGCGGAGGUGGCCGCGCGGGCCGCGGCGGAGGUGGCGGAGGCCCUGGCCGCGGCCGGGGGCUCCAGCCCCCGGCGCGCGGCCGAGGCGGGCCGUGUGGCCGCUGCGCGGCUGGCGUCGAAGGGCCUGGCGGAGCGCCGGGCGUCGCUCGCUGGCGCCACGGAGUUCCAAGAAGGACUCUGGCAGAAGUCGGUGCGGGUGCGGGAGGAGACCUCAGCCAUGGAGACGCGCAGGGAGGAGCUGCGUUUGGAGAAGAUCGACUUGGAGUUGGAGCUGGAGACGUCGGAGAAGCAGCUGGAAGACCGCAAGUACCGUGAGAAGGGCGGCGCUUCCGGCGCGAGUCUGGUGGUGCGGCCGGAUGCCACGGUGAGUAAGGUGGACUUGGCUUGCCUCAGGGCAGAGCUGGCGGUGCAGCAGUCGGUGACGGAGCAGGAGGUGGCGCAGUGUAGAGCAGAAGUUGAACAAGCAGAAUCUAUGCUGGGCGAGGUGUCCGAGGCGGCGGCGGAGCAGCGCUGCGCCGCGGCGAGCCGCAGCGAGGCGCUCAGCGCCCUAAAGCUCAAGGACCGGCCCAGCCUGCUGGAGGAAGCCAGGGAGGAGAGGCGCGUGGCCAAAGAAAGCCUGCGCGCCGCACACGCCGAGCUGGACCGGCUCCGGCGCAGGAGUGAAGAUCCGCCUGCCCCUGAUGACGCCUCCUGCAUCGAGAGCGAGGUUUCGGAGGACUGGAUCCGUGUGCCGAUCCACUUGGAGCCGCGCACCGACCGCGGCAAGUUGGUCGCUGAAGUCGAGGCUAAGAAGGAGCUGCUGGCGCAGUGCGGCGUGGCGGCGGCGUUGCACGCCGAGGCGGAGGCGCUGGACAUCCAGAAUCUGAAUCUUCAAGAAGAGAAGCGGGACUUGGAGAUGCGGGUUUCGGCGGCGCAGUUCGCCUUGAAGCACUGGCUACAAAGAGACAAGGCUGCACAGCCAACUGUGGGCUGCGCCUUUUGUCAGCACUGCCAACUGCGCUCCUGAGCAAACUGCUCGGAUCAUGUUCAUAGUGGCUGCAGUUAGCCCAGCAUGUAGUCCCCUGCAAGUUCACGUUGGAACCCACA